CCACACGAACACGAAGCGAGCUUCGCUGUCCUAAUCAUAGCAGCUGGGAGCACUUUACCACGUGAUGUGAGGGAUGUUAGAGAGCAGCCAUCAUUAUUUCACCUAAUUCAUGUCCAGUCCGAAAUGGUAAAAGAUAAGACGACGGGGAAACAGAAAACUGCGAUGUAGUAGGUCAGAACUCUGAAGCUUUAACCGGUCUCACCCACGCUGUCGUUUCACUGCUUCAGAGCUUGACAAGGCUUCAGACAACACAUGAUCUGAUCUCUGCAUCUACUGACACAGCACAAACCUGCUACUUAUGCUGCUUGGAGCAUUGUGGAGGAGACAGUCUGAGACUGAUUACUCCCCCCAUUAGUCUUUAAGGAGGGGGGAGGAGGAGGAGAAAGGAGGAGCUGCUAUAACCAUCUGGAGCAUGGGGCAAAAAGUUCCUGGUGGCAUUAAAACCAUUGAUAUGCGGGAUCCUGCAUUCAGUCCCCUGAAGCUGGAGCUACAGGCCCUCAGUCACACUAAGCCAUCUCGACUGGAUCUGCUGUUGGACAUGCCACCUGCCAGCCUGGACAUUCAGGUCCAGCACUCAUGGAACAAUGAUGACCGUUCACUGAACAUUUUCGUCAAGGACGACAACAAGCUGGUGUUUCACAGGCACCCUGUGGCACAGAGCACUGACGCCAUCCGGGGUCGUGUUGGCUACACAAGGGGAUUGCAUGUGUGGGAGAUCAGUUGGGCCAUGCGUCAGAGGGGCACACACGCUGUGGUCGGAGUGGCUACAAGUGAAGCCCCACUACACUCAGUGGGCUACACAGCUUUGGUAGGAAGCAACGCCGAGUCCUGGGGCUGGGACCUGUGUAGAAGUAAACUCUACCAUGAUGGCAAGAAUCAUGCUGGAAAAACCUACCCAGCCUUUCUCGAGCCAGACGAUACCUUCAUAAUACCAGACUCCCUCUUAGUAGUCUUGGACAUGGACGAGGGGACUUUGGGUUACAUAGUGGAUGGACAUUAUCUAGGGGUGGCAUUCAGGGGACUUAAGGGCAGGAAGCUGUACCCAGUGGUGAGUGCCGUAUGGGGACACUGUGAAAUACGAAUCCGGUACAUAAAUGGACUCGAUCCUGAGCCGCUCUCUCUGAUGGACCUGUGUAGGCGUUCAGUGAGGACGGCAUUAGGAAGAGACCGUCUGAGUGAAAUCCACAGACUGCCCCUGCCAGCCUCUCUUAAGAACUACCUGCUCUACCAAUAACCGAGCAGUCACAACAUGCAGUACGCCCUCAUCUCUCUCUCAUGCUUCUCUGUGAUCCUUCUAGUUUUGAAUCUGAUUGGUGGCAUUGCCCAAACCUCUAGGAUUGUGCCAGCCUCAUGGAUGAUUCAACAAGUAUGCUUGGCUGGACUUUUGACUUUAUCCUGUUUUUUUUAAGACUCUUUGCAAUUGUAUUCUCUAACUUUAUAAAAUCAGGAAUCACUGAGCACUAUGCACAUGCUGAUCCAGAUUGAUGUGACAUUUGUGAUCAGUAUUUCUGCUGUGACUUCCAGGCUUUACAAUUAUGAAUUUCUGUCUUGUAGCCUUUUAAAUUUAAGUGCUAUUGUGUGAUAGACAUUGAAUUUUAUGAGUGCAUUCCCAGUAUUGACCAAAAGGUGGCAGCACAUACACAACUUCUACACCCUCUCAAACUGAUAAUUGUAACAUGGAAUUGCUUUUAGAAAAUGUAUUUUUAAAAUGGUAUAAUAAAUAAAAGUUGCUGUUCCCAACACAAUGGAGAUACUGACCACUCCAUAGUGAGUCUGUAGUGCAGUGUGGAUGAAUACUCUGUGAGGCAACGAAAGAGCAGCUCAGACCACUCGCUGCACUAUCAGGUUUCUCUGCAAUAUGGAAGUGCCCUGUUGCUUACCAUCAGGCAUCUAACAGGAAAAUCUUCAGCAGAAAUUGUAAGAAGCAUAAUAACACUGUGAUUAUUUGUAGCAUGCAUCUGCAGGAAUUUUGUCUCGGUACAUUUGUGUUUGUUUUGUCACUCCUGGUUUUUGUAGUGCAGUAGUUUUGUAGUGAGGCCCAAGAGUGCUGUUUUUAUUUUUAAUUUAACCAGUGUGUUGUCAGCUGAUUUCAAUGACAUAUUAAACCAUAGAAGGGAAUCCAACUAGUGUAGCACCUGUACUGUCAUAAUUGGUUGGAAUGAAGACAUGCUACUUUUGAGUCUCACUGGCACAUAGGCCAUUGAUGUAGUGUUUGUUUUAUGACAUUAGGGUGGGGUGG
This is a messenger RNA of Monopterus albus (swamp eel), 2239 nucleotides long. It is a transcript of the gene spsb1, whose product is annotated as splA/ryanodine receptor domain and SOCS box containing 1. Gene Ontology annotation, cellular component: SCF ubiquitin ligase complex. Lineage: Eukaryota; Metazoa; Chordata; Actinopteri; Synbranchiformes; Synbranchidae. The record is from RefSeq and is a predicted model, not a curated record. Bases 413 to 1234 code for a protein of 273 amino acids. Gene Ontology annotation, molecular function: protein binding. Gene Ontology annotation, biological process: intracellular signal transduction; proteasome-mediated ubiquitin-dependent protein catabolic process. The transcript is spliced from 3 exons.